Macadamia integrifolia is the source of this 2221-nucleotide messenger RNA. Its product is annotated as ABC transporter G family member 1-like. The record is from RefSeq and is a predicted model, not a curated record. Gene Ontology annotation, molecular function: ATP binding; ATP hydrolysis activity; ABC-type transporter activity. The coding region runs from base 92 to 2065 and encodes 657 amino acids. The transcript has 8 exons. Gene Ontology annotation, cellular component: membrane. NCBI's taxonomy places the organism in Eukaryota, Viridiplantae, Streptophyta, Magnoliopsida, Proteales, Proteaceae.
UGUUCAGUAGUCUUAGUACUUAAGAGUAUCCUAGGCUACCAACCCAAGUACUUAUCUGUAGAUUUCAAAAUCCCAGUAGAGAGAAUAGAGAAUGACUUCUGGAAUUGAUAUCUCAAGUUGCAACAUGAAUCCAAACCAUGAAUGCAUGGUGGAAUUGAAAGAUGGUGGGAUGGAGAGGGAAGGAGAUGGUGUUUUCUUGACAUGGGAGGAUCUAUGGGUUACAGUACCCGUGGGAAGAAGUGGAAGAAAAUCAAUUCUUCAAGGGCUUACAGGGUAUGCCCAGCCCGGCGAGGUCUUGGCCAUCAUGGGUCCUUCUGGUUGUGGAAAGUCCACUCUUCUUGAUACCUUGGCAGGGCGACUAGAUCCAAGUGCAAGGCAGCAUGGAAAUGUGCUUGUCAAUGGUGAAAAACAAACUCUAUCAUUUGGGACUUCGGCUUAUGUGACACAGGAUGAUAUUCUAAUGACGACGUUAACGGUUGGAGAAGCUGUAUACUACUCUGCUCAACUACAACUACCUAAUUCAAUGUCAAGAUCAGAGAAGAAGGAGAGAGCAGAGAUGACCAUAAGAGAAAUGGGCUUGCAAGAAGCCAUGAACACAAGGAUAGGGGGAUGGGGCACCAAAGGGAUUAGUGGUGGGCAAAAGAGGAGAGUGAGCAUUUGCAUUGAGAUCUUAACACGCCCCAAGCUUCUCUUCCUAGAUGAACCAACAAGUGGGCUUGACAGUGCUGCAGCUUACCAUGUCAUGAAAAGACUUGUAAACCUUUCUCGACAAGAUGGAAAGACUGUUAUUGCUUCCAUCCAUCAACCAAGCAGUGAAGUCUUUGAGCUUUUCCAUAAUCUCUGCCUUCUCUCCUCUGGUAGAACAAUUUACUUUGGUGCUACUUCUGCAGCAAGUGAGUUCUUUGCAUUGAAUGGCUUCCCAUGCCCAACCCAGAGGAACCCAUCUGAUCAUUACCUUAAAACAAUCAAUAAAGACUUUGAUGAGGACAUUGAACAAGGUCAUGGUGAAAAGAUCCUAAGCACUGAAGAAACGAUCAACAUUCUUGUAGAGUCUUACAAAUCAUCUGACACUUACCAACAAGUGAAGAACCAAGUAGCUGUGUUAUCUAAAGAGGAAGGAACAAUAUUGGAGAAGGGGAGCCAAGCUAGCUUUCUUACCCAGUGCCUUGUUCUUACAAGAAGGUCCCUUCUGAACAUGAAUCGUGAUUUAGGCUAUUAUUGGUUGCGAUUCGUAAUCUACACUGUGUUGUGUCUAUGCCUGGGCACUAUCUUUUACGAUAUUGGUUAUGACUCAAGCUCAAUUCAGGCCAGAAGUUCAAUUCUCAUGUUUGUAGCUUCAUUCAUAACAUUCAUGGCCAUCAGUGGAUUCCCUUCUUUCGUAGAGGACAUGAAGAUCUUCAAACGAGAAAGAUUAAACGGGCAUUAUGGAGUUGGAGCAUUUGUUAUCAGCAACACACUUUCUUCCAUUCCUUACUUGCUUCUGAACUCAGUGCUUCCUGGAGCUAUAGCUUAUGAAUUUGCUGGCCUUCGAGGGGGAUUUGAACACUUCAUGUACUUUGCUUUGAUGCUAUUCAUCUGCAACACGUUGGUUGAAAGCCAAAUGAUGUUUGUUGCAAGUAUUGUGCCAAAUUUUCUGUUGGGUUUAACUGUAGGUGCUGGAAUUCAAGGUCUGAUGAUACUUAAUGGAGGCUUCUUUAGGUUGCCCAAUGAUCUUCCUAAACCUUUCUGGAGAUACCCAAUGUACUAUAUUGCUUUUCAUAAGUAUGCUUACCAAGGCUUCUAUAAGAAUGAGUUUGAAGGAUCAACAUUCCCUAAUAAUCAGGCAGGAGGGACACCCACUAUUACUGGAGAAGAGAUUUUGAGGAAUAUGAUGCAAGUAGAGACAUAUUAUUCCAAGUGGGUUGAUUUAGCUAUCUUGUUUGGGAUGGCAGUUCUGUAUCGUCUCAUGUUCUUCUUUAUUUUAAAGGUUGUUGAGAAGGUUAAGCCUAUGGUCAUGGCCCUCACUGCUACUGUCCAUCCAAAACAAAAGUUACUGAUCAUGGGAAGCCCUCCAGAAUCCUCAUGAUAGAUAUGUGUAAUUAAUGUAUUUCCACUGUCAAAUCUAUGAGCUGAGUGUAAGCUGGUUUAGGUGUUGUGUACAUAUUUACACUUCUAAUGGAGAGAUAUAUCCUUAUGUGCCCUUCCUCACUCUUCUAAAUAAAUAAGAUUAAGCUUCUAUUAA